Panonychus citri (citrus red mite) is the source of this 2658-nucleotide messenger RNA. RefSeq lists its product as uncharacterized. Gene Ontology annotation, biological process: neurogenesis. The coding region runs from base 540 to 2087 and encodes 515 amino acids. NCBI's taxonomy places the organism in Eukaryota, Metazoa, Arthropoda, Arachnida, Trombidiformes, Tetranychidae. The record is from RefSeq and is a predicted model, not a curated record. The transcript is spliced from 10 exons. Gene Ontology annotation, cellular component: cytosol. Gene Ontology annotation, molecular function: protein binding.
UGAUAAGGGAGAGACUGGGAGGGCUUUGGACUUGGAGUUCAAAUUAUCACAAAUCGUGUCCACUUAUAUCCUAAGGUCACUUUUGUUGGAACCAUUUUCCUUAGGCUAUAAGCCUUUUUUACCUCUUUUUAUUAUCAUAUCAAAUUUUCCGCUUUUAUUAUAAUUAGACUAAUUGUUAUUAUUGUUUAUGUAAUUAACCUAGUUUUCUGAUUGAUUUUGAUUCAUUUUUGACCAGAAAGUUUCAUCUAAUCAUUUAGUUUGUAUCUGAAUUAUUUGUUCAUCAUUUGAAACUAAUUUUGUGUUAAUCAAACUUGAUAACAAAAACAUAAGUGGAUUUAAAUUGUUGUUCAAUCAUUGUUUUGAUUAAGUAAUUAAGCUUAUCAUCAGUUUUCACUUUUAAAAUGAUUUAGUUUCAUCAAUGAUUACAAACUCAACAACGGAAUUUGUUGAUUGUCAAGAUUGUUUAUCGAUAAAGUUAAUCAAUUGAUUGUUUGAUUAUUAAAAGACUUUAAUUUAACAAUAAUUGAUUGUUUCGUUUAAUGGCAAAUCAUCAACCGAACGGAGGAUCAUUCAUUAAAUCGGAAGUUGACUUUCAGCGUCUGAUUAAUGGAGAGUCCGAUCGAUUAGUGUCACGAGCUUCAAAUCUCCUUCAGAACAAAUCGUUUACUGAUGUUACUUUCAUCGUUGGUCCACCUCAACAUUCAAAAAAAUAUGUUGGUCAUCGAGUCCUUUUGGCAAUGACAUCACCAGUUUUCGAGGCAAUGUUUUAUGGCGAUAUGGCUGAUAAAAGUAAAGUGAUUCGUAUUCCUGAUUUAGCACCAAUUGGAUUUGAAAAUUUACUUCGCUAUGCAUACACAGAUUCACUGAACUUAAAUUCAGUUGAAGAUGCGAUGUUAACAGCUUAUGCUGCUAAAAAAUAUCUUCUUCCUCAUCUUUUAAGGGAGUGUUUGGCUUACAUAGAGAAAAAUAUUACUCCUUCUUGUGCUUGUGCUGUUUACGAAUUUGCUAAUGUACUUAAUUCCCAACAAUUAAUUUUCCAAUCAAUUCAAAUAAUUGAUAGACAAACGUAUCAUGUAAUCACUCAUAAAUCUUUCAAUUCAAUACAAUCAACGACAUUAGAGUUUAUUGUUGGUCGUCGAUAUUUGAAUCUCUACUCUGAGUAUUCAUUGUUCAAUGCGAUCAUCCAAUGGGCCUUAGCUGAAUGUAAGAGACGUUCACUCAAUUCCAAUGACUGGACGAUCGUUCGAGGUGUUUUGGAAGACAGUACAAUCAUGAGAAAUGCUCGACUAUUGACCAUGUCUAAUGAGGAGUUUUGCCGAGUUAUUGCUCAUACAACAUCGACAACGAACACAAUUAGUUCUGAUUCUGAUGAAGUUCAACAAUCGAAUCAACAACAAUCAAAUAAUCAAUCAAAUGAUGUCAAUAAUUCAAUUCUAAGUAAAGAUGAGAAAAUUUCAAUUUUCAUGAAUCUCGCAAUUCCAGGAAUCACUCCAGUUCCUAAAGGUUUAUCUCAUGAAACUACACCUCGAGCUGCACCACCAGAGUUUUUCAUUGUCAAAAGAUAUAAACCAGUCAAUUACGCCACAGCGGCAAGUUUGGCCGCAGCGGGAAACAAUAAGUCAAUCCGGAUGAUUUCAACUAAAUUCCAGGUCAUGAAUGCUGACAUAUUCAUAUUGGGUGCUUCGAUUCCUAUUCGUUUGGAUCCAGGUUACUAUUCAGUACGAACACCCAAACUUGACUGUCAAUUGAAGUUCAGUUCAAAAGCGGGAGUGGCAAGUGAACCCGCAAUGGGAGCUCGAGCCGAUGACUCAAUCCUACUGGACACUAUCGAUGAUUCAAUCAACGUGGUCAUCGCGAAGGACAAAGAUUGUCAUGUUAAACUCAAAAAGCCAAUCGCAAUUAAACGGGGCAAUUUAAAUGAAUUAUUGUUAACCUUUCAAACAACUUCACUUAAUGAUGAUAUAAUUGUCAUUAAAGGACAUCGAGGUAAAGUUUCCCAAUGUGAAAUCGUUGACGGGGAAGCUCAUUCAUGGAUAUUUUUCAAAGCAACAGGAAUUGAAUUUAAUGAACUUUAUUAUUACUAUUAGUUAAUUGUUGAGUCUGAUUGUGGUUAACGAUCAUCAACCGACACUAACUAACAAUUAUGAUUUUGUGAAUAGACAAAAAAUUUGUUAAUUGUUAAAAGGCAAGGGUUAUGAUUGUCAAUCUAAUCCAUUGAUUCAGUCUCAUAAUUAACUUUUUUUUGUUUUAAACUUUGAUUGUUAGUAGAUUUAACUAAUCAUUUAUUUCCUCUCAUUCACAAUUUAAUUAUUAUUGAUUUACUGAAAGCUGAAAGCUGCCUUUUCAUCAUUACAAUUAAGUUAAUCAUAGUUUCAUUAAUUUGUUAAAUAUUGAAAAACAAAUACUUUACUAAUCAUGUUAAUCAAGUUAAUAGUUGGGUAAUAUUUAAUCAGCCACUGGAAAAUUAAUUGAUUUAAUUGUGACAACAGUGAAAAUCAUUCAGUAAUUGUUGGUUAAUUAACCUAUUAACUUACAAUUAAAAAUGUUAUCAUUACAAAUUUUAACUAAUUCAGAUUAUAAUUAAUUAUAAAAUCCUGUUCCUUUUGCACUUUAACAAUUAACUAAUCAUAACAAUAAAUAUUAACUGUUAUCAAAUCA